AUGGGCAAGGCUGCCCUCGUCCCCAGCCCCGUCCCCAUGGGGGGCAAGGCCUGGCUACACGGGGACCCCCACCAGCGAUACCGCUUCCUGCGAGUGCUGGGCACGGGCCACUUCGCGGCCGUGUACCUGUGCAGCCACCUGGGCACGGGGGAGCUGGUGGCCAUCAAGGCCCUGGACAAGCACCACCCAGAGUUUGAGCGGCACACGGCGUUGGAGGAGGUUCGCGUGCUGGCGGCGGUCCAGGACCACCACAACGUGGUCACCCUGUACGAGGUGUGGGAGGACGCGUCCUACAUCUUCCUGGUCCAGGAGGCCUGCCUGGGGGGCGAGCUCUUCGACCUGGUGGUCCAGAACAAGGCCUUCAGCGAGCAGGACGCGGCCAAGACCAUCGCCGCGGUCUUGAGCAUGGUCAGCCACUGCCAUGCGCGCGGCAUCCUGUGCAGAGACCUGAAGCCCGAGAACUGGCUGCUCAAGCGCUCGGAGAGCAGUGUGCAUCCUGAGAACCUGAGGGCCGUGGACUUUGGGCUGUCCACCUUCCACCACCCCACCGCGCCGUGCACGGAGCGCGUGGGCAGCUCCUACUACGUGGCCCCGGAGGUGCUGCAGGGCUCCUACUCCUGGCCCGCAGACCUGUGGUCCGUCGGCGUCAUGGCCUACGUCCUGCUCUCCGGCUUCCCCCCCUUCUGGGGCUCCUCCGACCCCGUCAUCUACCACCGCAUCCUGCACGACGACCUGGACUUUGGCUACGAGCCCUGGCAGGCGGUCAGUGCCACGGCCAAGGACUUUGUGGCCUCCCUGCUCCGCCGCGACCCGGCGCGGCGCGCGACGCUGGCCGACGCGCGAGCCCACCCCUGGAUCGCCGACGCCCCCGCCCUGCCCUCCGCCCCGCUCCUGCCGGAGGUGCUGGACCGCAUCAGCGCCUUCACGCGUCAGACCCGCCUGCACAAGCUGCUGCUGACGGUGGCGGCGCGGCACCUGGGCGGCGCCGCGCUGGGCGCGCUGCGUGACGUCUUCAAGACUUUGGACACCGACGGCGACGGCCUGAUCGGGCUGGGCGACCUGACGGCCGCGCUGCGCGCCGCGGGCGUGGACCUGGCCGCGGCGGAGGUUGCGGGCCUGGUGGACUCGCUGGACGGCGCGUUCGACGGCCGCAUCGCGGUGGACGAGUUCCUGGCCGCCGCGCUGGACCAGCGCAAGGUGCUGUCGGCCAAGGCGGUGAACGCGGUGUUUGCGGCGCUGGACCGCGACGGCGACGGCCUGGUGGGGGUGGAGGAGCUGGCAUUCGUAUUAGAAGAGUGCCGCGUGGAGGUGGACCCCGAGGCGCUGCGGCGCAUGAUGCGCGGCGAGGGCGCGCUGGACCGCUCCGGCAUGGUCUCCGCCGCCUCCUUCCAGAACCUGCUGCUGGGCGGGGAGGCGGGGGAGGCCGCCGCGCCGCUGGCCAUUGAGGCCUACCUCCGCGACGUGCGCCGCUUCGCCGCCGCCUCGGCCUUCAAGAAGCUGGCCAUGCUGGUCAUCGCGCGCCAGCUGGACGCGGCGGAGGUGGGCGCGCUGCGCGACCUCUUCGCCUCCCUGGACCCCUGCGGCUCGGGGGUGCUCACGCUGCGCCAGCUCCGCGCCGCGCUGGGUGGUCGCGUGGCCGACCCCGACCUCGCCGCCGCGCUGGAGGUGCUGGACCUGAAGCGACGCGGCACCCACGUCGACUUUGACGAGUUCCUGGCCGCGGCGCUGGAGGAGCAGCAGCUGGUGACGGAGACCAAGAUGCGCGCCGCCUUCGACUACUUUGACAAGGACGCGCGCGGCGUCAUCACCCCGGACCAGCUGGGAUCGGUGCUGCGUGACGUGGGCAUGCAGCACGGCGACGUGCAGGGCCUGCUGGCCAGCGCGGGCGGCGGGAAGGCGCGGCAGCCCUCCACGCUGACCUACCAGGACUUCCGACGUGUGGUCCUGGACCAGGCCCCCAACAUCCUCACCUGCUGCAGUCCGCGGUCGUCGCUGGACGAGGGGCGGCCCGAGGGCCAGGCCAGCUCCGGGUCGGGGCCGGAGGGCACCCCCGGGUCCCCCAUCCGGGAGCUGGCGGGCAUGAUCGAUGAGGCCUGGGAGCCGCGGCUGGACACGCCCCUGGACCUGCCGUGCAGCCCCCUGCACGGCCGCCGCGGCGAGGCCGCGCUGGGCUCCGUGGCCGGCAGCGCCAGCUUCUCGGAGUGGGUGGCCACCGGCAGCGCCGCCUUCCGCCACCGCGACACCGCCCCCGCCCCAGCGCCGGGUGCGGCCAGGAAGGACACGCUGCUGUCCGGCAUGCCGCACGGCGCUCAGGCCUCGCCCCCGCCCAGGGGCCGCGCCGCGGAGGCGCGGUCGCCGGAGGCGCGGGGCGCCAAGCCCACCGUGCUCCAGUCCAUGCUGCAGAAGCUGGUGAGGGGAUCAUCGCGCACGCCGCGGCGCGGUGGCGUGGACCGCACCUCCACCAUCAGCUCUGCCAGCGACGGCAGCACGGCCGCCUACUUGGCGGGCGACUGA
Molecule: messenger RNA, 2514 nt
Organism: Auxenochlorella protothecoides
Lineage: Eukaryota; Viridiplantae; Chlorophyta; Trebouxiophyceae; Chlorellales; Chlorellaceae
Product: Calcium-dependent protein kinase 11
Exons: 5
Coding region: 1-2514 (837 amino acids)
Biological process (GO): peptidyl-serine phosphorylation; intracellular signal transduction; protein autophosphorylation
Cellular component (GO): nucleus; cytoplasm
Molecular function (GO): ATP binding; calmodulin binding; calcium ion binding
Source: RefSeq, a predicted model, not a curated record